Molecule: messenger RNA, 3006 nt
Organism: Closterium sp. NIES-65
Lineage: Eukaryota; Viridiplantae; Streptophyta; Zygnematophyceae; Desmidiales; Closteriaceae
Source: the annotation of a GenBank genome assembly
AUGCCGGCUGUAGCGGCUAUGCCCACUGUAGCGACUCUGCCGGCUGUAGCGGCUGUAGCUCCUGUGGCGGCUGUAGCGCCUGUGGCUGCUGUAGCGGCUACGGCGGAGUGGAACAUGUACUUGCUGAGCGCGCCGCUGAGCUCGAGCCUGCAGCAGCGCGGCAAGCAGCAGCGAUCGUCACCGUCGAUUCGAGCGUCGUCCGGGUCGCCGCAAGUGUCGGUAACAGGUGCUACUGCUGCUGGGGGUGCUGGCGACGGUGCUGCUGCUGCUGCUGCUGCUGCUGCUGCUUCUCCCGCUCUUGCGUCUCCUGCUGUUGCUUCUCCCCCCUUCAUCGAGUCCCCUGUCGCCGCAACCCCUCCCUCCAUUGCGUUUCCCACCGUUGCCGCUCCAACCUUCAUCGAGUCUCACGCCAUUGCAUCUCCCUUAAUCGCUACACCCGCCCUCACCACUUACGCGGACAGCACCGGCCCUACUGUUGCUGCUGCUGCUGCUGCUGCUGCUGCUGUUGGUGGCAGUAGCAGUAGUAGUGGCGUCAAGGAGGGAGGAGUACUUAGUGCAGAGAUGGAGGCUCUGGAAAAGGCUAUUACAGGGUUCUCACGGGGUGCUUCUAACGAGGAUAGGGUUGCUGUAGGGUCUGGUGGUUCGGCAGUAGGAGUACCUCACCUGAGGGCAAUUCAGCCGAAGCAGAACCAUCAACCAAGAGUGAUUCAACCAAGAGUGAUUCAACCGAGAGUGAUGGAGCAGCAGCAGCAGCAGAGAGUGGAGGCGGUGCCGAGGGCAGUGAGUGAGUUUGGUGACACGGAGAGUGUGCGCGACAUGGCGAGUGGGCGGGUGUCGGAUGAGGGGUUGCAACAAGGCCUGCUGCAGCUGGCUGAAGCCGUGGCCACAGGUGACCAGCCGCGAAUGGUGUCUUUGACUCGUCGCCUGCGUCCGCUCUCCUCCCCCUACGGCACGCCCAUGCAGCGCGUCUCACACUACCUGCUCACUGCCCUCGCCAAGAGGGCUGCAGGCGCUCUGGGUACCGACUACAUUGCUUAUCUCAGCCGCGCUCCCGAGCUGAUGGUGAUGCCUCAAGAGCUGAUGGUGAUGCCUCAAGAGCUGAUGGUGAGGCCUCAAGAGCUGAUGGUGAUGCCUCAAGAGCUGAUGGUGAUGCCUCAAGAGCUGAUGGUGAUGCCUCAAGAGCUGAUGGUGAUGCCUCAAGAGCUGAUGGUGAUGCCUCAAGAGCUGAUGGUGAUGCCUCAAGAGCUGAUGGUGAUGCCUCAAGAGCUGAUGGUGAUGCCUCAAGAGCUGAUGGUGAUGCCUCAAGAGCUGAUGGUGAUGCCUCAAGAGCUGAUGGUGAUGCCUCAAGAGCUGAUGUUGAUGGUGCUGCACCUGCUGUCGCCCACCACCUGCUCCCUCUCCAAUUCUCUCCAUCCCUCUCCAUCCCUCUCCAUCCCUCUCCAUCCCUCUCCGUCCCUCUCCAUCCCUCUCCGUCCCUCUCCAUCCCUCUCCGUCCCUCUCCAUCCCUUUCCACCCCUCUCCACCACAGGAGGAAGCGUUGAUUCUGGCGUUUGCAGCGCACUGCCCCACGCUGCAGUUCUGCUACUCCGCCCUGGCCUGUGCCAUGCUGGUGAGGCGUACAGAGCGGUGGUGAGGUGUGCUGAGCGGUGGGCGGUGGUAAGGCGUGCAGAGUGGUGGUGGGGAGUGAAGAUGGCCGGUAGGGACGCGGCAGAAGACGAGACCAACAUCACCCACAUUGUCGACUUUGCCAUUGGUGCAAUGCAAACCCCCUCCCACACUCUCCCCGGCUCCCCUCCCUUCCACAAACCCCUCUUCCUCCCUUGCUGCAGGACGCGGCAGAGGAUAAGCCAAACACCCACAUCGUUGGCUUCGUUGACUUCACUGGCCGUCAUCGUCGACUUUGCCGACGCGGCAGAGGAUGAGUCCAACAUCCACAUCGUUGACUUUGCCAUGUGGGCAGGCCAGUGGCCAAUCGUCAUCCGCCAGCUGGCGGCAGCUGCCCGGAAAAGAAUGGCCGCAGCAGCUGUUACCAUCAACAGCCAUAACAGCAGCAGCAGCAGCGGCAGCAGCAGCAGCAGCGUUGGUAUCUGUGACAGUACUGCUGCUACCACCAGCCAUGCUUCCAAAUCACCAUCCGCCUCCCACCCUUCUCCGUCCCAGCCAACCUCCGCCCACCACUCCCCCUCACCCUCGUCAUCCCCUUCUCCCACACCCCUGCAAGGUCCUUGUACCUCUGCGCCUUCUCCCAUCCCUCCCUGCUUUCUCCGGAUCCGAUUCACAGCUGUAGACCCUCCUUUCGGUCAUCCCUAUGGGACUGGCCCGAAGCUUCCUGCGGCCUUCCUGCAGGCUGAGCUGGCGCGGGCGGCGCAGGAGUGCGGCGUGAGCUUGUCCUUUUCCCGGGUCGAGGCGGCGCCGGAGACGCUGCGGGCGGCGGCGAUUGGAGUGGAGCGGGGCGAGUGUGUGCUGGUGAACGUGGCUGGGCGGCUGGCGUGUGUUGCAGAUUCUACAGUUCUCAGGCACAGCCCAAAGGAUACAGCAAUAAAGGCAAUCAUGCAGCUAGACCCCAAGGUGGUGUCGUUAGUCGAGUGGGACUCCAACCAACAACAACCCUUCUUUCUCCACCGUUUCAAAGACGCUCUCCUCUUCUUCCACAACAUCUUCGCCUCCCACGACGCACUCGCCUCGCGCUUCUCCUUUGGCCGCCGCGGCUUCGAGGAGUUCGUUCUCGCACGGGAAAUGGUGAACCUGGUGGCGUGCGAAGGCAUGCAGAGGCUGGUGCGAGCAGAGAGGUUGGAUCAGAUGCACACGCGGAUGGGGAGGUUGGGGGUGGCGGCACGGCCGUACAGCAAGAGGAGCAUGUGGGGGUUGAGAGAGCUGAUCGCGCCGUAUCCUAAAGGGUUUGCGGUUGAGAGGCAUCCGCAGGGGGGCGUGCGCCUGCUGUGGAAUGGUCAGUCGAUUCUGGGUGCCUCUGCUUGGACCCCUGGGGGAGGAGAUGGGAGGAAAUGA